GUGGACCUGAUGUGAACUAGAAUGAAGUUGGCUGGACAUAAAGUUUACUGGACCUCAAGUAGUCUGUGUCACCCGACGGGAGUCAGAAACGUCAUUUUUGUGCGGACCGGCGACUCGACGGACCCCGGCCGAGGACGCCGCUCGAACCGCGGUUGCGGAGGAGCGCGCCGAUACGAGUCGGAGACGGCUCGUACAGUCGGCGCACGAGAGCGGUCCGGACGAAGACAUUCGGGAACCGAGGACGAAGACGCUCGUCGACUGCGGACGAAGACACCGGUCGACGCGCGAGGAAGAUGCUCCGGAACACGGGAAGAACGCCACACUCCCGAGUGCGGGAAGACACUCGUCAACGCAGAAGGAGACACGCAUCAAUGUCGGGCCGGCGUGAUUGUUUUAAAGACGAUUUAACGUGUAAAAUGAAUGUACGUGUUGUUUGUAACGAUUGUUAUAAUGUUUGUAGUAUUGUUUUUAGAGACCGACUCUGCGAAGACGGAGGAAGUCGAUACAUGUCGAGAAUGAAUUUAUUGAAGAUGUUGCCUGUGAUCACUAGGUGUUUGCACUAAUUUGGGGAGAUGAUUACGAUCGUAGAACGUCACGGAAUGCGGCGCGCACGUCAUUUGUGGCGGGACGCAUCCGUAAAUAACGGCAGC
Homarus americanus (American lobster) is the source of this 650-nucleotide messenger RNA. RefSeq lists its product as uncharacterized. NCBI's taxonomy places the organism in Eukaryota, Metazoa, Arthropoda, Malacostraca, Decapoda, Nephropidae. The record is from RefSeq and is a predicted model, not a curated record. The coding region runs from base 22 to 408 and encodes 128 amino acids. The transcript is spliced from 3 exons.